AUUUGUACCUGACUCGAACUGACAUAUAGUGAUUUAGGCUCUUAUUGUAGACACUGGACCACCGUAAAAGUAUAUAUCAUGGAUUUUUGGAAGGGAUUGUGCAUUCAACAUGCGAUUGUACGGACUAAAAGGCAACGCAUCGGCGGAGCACGGUGCACUGCCCUGGAAAGAAGAUUAUGGAGUACCAUUCCGAAUGGCACAGAUUAUUUCGGAUGACGAUGAAGAUACGGAUGAGUCAAAUAUAUCCUGUGUCAAUCCUGGGCGCUCUGCUCCGUCACCCGAGUACUACUUCGACAAUCCAUUUCAAGAGUCGUCGUCAACGUCAACGCUUCCAACCAGAAAGUUCGUAAUCUAUGAGAACAGUGAGUGUGAUGUUGUGAAGCCGCAAUUCAGUCUCCCUGAAAUACAAAAUCAUAGAAGAUCAACCAGUCCCUUCGUAUCCACGUUAGACCCAUGUGAUCAGUCGGAAUGGCGAAAGAGACGAACAAGCGCGGCAAGUACUGUAUUUUCUCCUGUCUCCGAUGAUUGCGAUAGCGAUGUUUCUAUGAUCCUUUCAUCGCCGACCACUUCGCCGUGCUCGCCCACCUCGCCCCACUCCCUUACAAGCUCGAAAUUUUCGAGCUCCAGCGAGACUAUUGCAACAAGUCUAACAUCCCCUAUUGUACAGCAUGAUGCUAUCAAUCGGAUCAAGAAUUUGCACAAGACUCGCAGUCACGUCACACCAAAGACACCCCCAGAGGAGCGGAAGAAGAAGGCCCGUUCGUACUCAUCUGCGAUUUGUCACAGUUUUUUAAAUGAGCUUGCUGUAAGUUUGCACGAUCCUGAGAAACGCAACAGCUUAACGUCGUGCCCUAGCUGGCUUAUGUGUGGGCAGACUAACAUCCCUCAGCUUCGAGUCAACGUGUUCGAAACCAGAAGAAAGUUGACAGAUUUCGAAUGGUUAUACGAGCAUCUCCGACAAGAGAACCUGGAACUCAUCAUACCUGCCCUACCAUCGUCUGGCAAUGCUCUAUACUUGCAUAGACAUGACGAUCGAUUUCUAGCUAAGAAGGGUAGAGUACUACAGGAUUUCAUGAGUCGUUGUUGCCGACAUGAGAAAAUCAAGAUGCUGCCUGUCUUCCACGUGUUUCUGUGUGGAACAGACGCAGAGCUACGGAUAUUCAAGAAACUGAGAGGCUCAAAACCUCCACGUAUAUAUCGCUGCAGUGACUUCCGGCGGUGCGCUCGAAAGUGA
This is a messenger RNA of Sphaeroforma arctica JP610, 1234 nucleotides long. RefSeq lists its product as hypothetical. The coding region runs from base 110 to 1234 and encodes 374 amino acids. NCBI's taxonomy places the organism in Eukaryota, Ichthyosporea, Ichthyophonida. Gene Ontology annotation, molecular function: phosphatidylinositol binding. Gene Ontology annotation, cellular component: endosome membrane; endosome. The record is from RefSeq and is a predicted model, not a curated record. The transcript is spliced from 2 exons. Gene Ontology annotation, biological process: early endosome to Golgi transport.